Molecule: messenger RNA, 1204 nt
Organism: Labrus mixtus (cuckoo wrasse)
Lineage: Eukaryota; Metazoa; Chordata; Actinopteri; Labriformes; Labridae
Product: RNA/RNP complex-1-interacting phosphatase-like
Biological process (GO): protein dephosphorylation
Molecular function (GO): protein tyrosine/serine/threonine phosphatase activity; polynucleotide 5'-phosphatase activity
Source: RefSeq, a predicted model, not a curated record
UGCGUAAGCUCUUCCCGUUCCUCACGCGCAGAUGUUACGUCAUUUCCUGCGUGCGUAGAAACGUGGCUUUAGCAUCGGCGGCAUGCUAACAGCUAAGUCCCUGUUCUAAGUCCCUGUUGGUGAAAACACGCAAAAAUAAACGUGUCGUGUUUGUUGUUGGAGGUGUUACGAAGUUUUUAGGAUCCUUUAGGAGUAACUCCUCCUCUCUUUGUUUGUCCAGCUGCAGGUUCUGAUUCCCUGCAGAGUCCUGAGUCCUGGUCGGAGCUGAAAACUUCCUGAGCAGCGCUGAGAUGCCUCCAGACAGGUGGCUGGAGUACAGUCCUGUAGGUCGCAGGAUACCGGGGACUCGGUUCAUCGCCUUCAAAGUGCCUUUGAAACCAAACCGCCGGGUGUCUGAGGCGGACAUGUAGUCUGUGGGACAGAGUCAGAACCAAGACCUGGGUCUGAUCGUCGACCUGACCUUCAGCAGGAAGUACUACAGGCUGAGCGACGUCCCGCAGUCCGUCUCCUACAUUAAGAUCCCCACCCAGGGUCAACGGGUCCCCUCUGACGCCACCAUCCUGAGUUUCAAACGAGCCGUCACUCACUUCCUGCAGGAGAACUCAGACAAUGACAAGCUGUUCAGAGUCCACUGCACGCACGGCCUGAACCGCACCGGAUACCUGGUCUGCAGGAACCUCAUAGACGUGGAUGGCGUGGAUCCUGUGGCAGCGUUGGAGCUCUUUAACUCCAGCAGAGGUCACUGCAUCGAGAGGAGAAACUACUUGAACAACCUGCAACGAGGAGCCAAGAGGAGCAACCACGGCAUGGAGCAGCCGGAGGAGGAGGCGACCAGAAUGCCUACCUAACAUAUUAAAAACAACCUGGAUUUUUAUUCAGACAAACUGUGAAUCUUCACUAACAGCGUGAUACAGAGUGAAUUAAAGAAUGAGGAAAUGAAACAGCGUUUCUGGCUCUGAAAGAGGGAGGAGACCAAGAGAAACUCUGGGUUCAUUGAAGAAAACCUGCUCCCAACCAGGUUAGGUUAACAGACUCAGUUACCAUAGUAACUGGCUCAGAGUUUGCACUAAACCUUCUUUCAGAAACGGGCCCCUGUUCAGUCGAAUCUGUUUUUCUGAAUGUGUGUCUGUCAAGAGUGAUGUCACAGCUGUUUAUGGAUCAAAUAAAGUUAUUUUUCUUCUAAAUAAAAAGGUCUAUCUCUGUA